GUUGCUAGACAACUGGCCCUAGCCCACCUUUAUGUGCCUGGUCAGUGCUGCCCGGCUUCUUCCCCUCAGCAGUUGCUUCUUUGAGUCCAGAGGCAGCCCAGCUACCCAGAGGCUGCUCCAGAGCACAGUCCCUGAAGAAGCAUAAGGCCCAGAGAUCAUCCUUGUACAACCAGGACAGCUGACCACACACCAUCAGGCUGCAUUGGAUCAUAUGAAGGAACUGUGGAAUGACGAGUUCUGGCAGAACCCCUGGGACCAAGGGGGUCUCGUGGUGAUUGGUUUGUUCAUCACCACAGUGCUGUUUCUCAUCUUAUUUGCGGUUGUGUUCGGCUUACUUCCGCCGAUGGAGAAGACCCAGUAUGAAGAAGACUGACCCGCUCACCCACAUGGGCAGGGGGCCUCUGCCGUCUCCUCGGGCCCAGGAUCAAGGCCCUGGAUCUUCUUCUCCCAUCAGGAAAGAGCCCAAACAGCGCAUCAGACAUAGGGGUUGGUCCAACUAGCAGGAUGGAGAGGCUGUUCUGAGACCCACUUGGGCCCCCCUCCUGCUGCCCCCAGGUCCCUGUGAGAAUCGGUGGAGGGUUUCUCUGUGGCCUCAGGGGACAGAAGCCAUGACCAGCAGCUCCUCCAGGAGGCUCAGGGGUCAGCCAACAAUGGGCAAAUCCUUGACCGGAAGGACACCAAAGCAACCAGAUGAAGUAAAAAUUCCCUUCCAGAUUUG
Molecule: messenger RNA, 718 nt
Organism: Ochotona princeps (American pika)
Lineage: Eukaryota; Metazoa; Chordata; Mammalia; Lagomorpha; Ochotonidae
Gene: ERLN
Product: small integral membrane protein 6
Exons: 2
Coding region: 212-373 (53 amino acids)
Source: RefSeq, a predicted model, not a curated record